AAGUCAUCAGAAGCCCCGCCCUCUGAGGGCCAACACAACUUUCUGCACUCAGGGUGAAGACAGAGACACAGGCAGCACCGGGUGGAGGCCAUUCAACAGGAGUGACAAAAUAGACCUGAAUGACAACACCAUGAGCCCAUCAUACAAGUCUCUCCCCCAGCACCAAGCUUCUUAGAAGCCCUCCAGAGAGUUCAGGCAUCGGCAAUGUGGCAUUCGUACUUUCUGUUGGCAGUGCUGAGUGCAGGGACUGUAGAACCAGUCACAGCGUACAGUAAUGGGAAGGUAAGUGUUGCCUGUAAAGACAUGGUGCCUCAGCAUGGUUACGAUCCCAGCCUAGACCCUCCUCCGUACAGCAUCACUGUGGACACAUCCACAUUCAGUCCAAGCGACAACGUCACAGUGUCUUUACAAGUUGCCUCCUCCAACACGACAUUCUUCAAGGGGUUCCUGAUAGAAGCUCGGGAUGCUGGGAAAUUGGAGUCCCCAGCAGUGGGUUUCUUCAUCCUGACUGACCCCGCUGAGUCCCAGCUACUACAGUGUGGCCUCAAUAAGGGAUCUGGGGUGAGCCAUGAGAAUGCGAGAAAGACUCAUGUUCAGGCUGUGUGGGAACCUCCAAAUAACCCUCCACAAAGAGUCCAGUUUCUUGUGACAGUGGUGCAAAAGUAUAAGGUGUACUGGGUGAAGAUUGCAGGUCCUGUGGUGUCUUUUAGAGGAGCGACUGCUGUUCCAUCAACUGCUGUUUCUGGUCAAACUACCAGCCCCACUGCUCUGUCCACACCGUUUAGUUCAGCGGGGUGUGGCCACAGUAAAUCUUGCCUCAGAGACCCAGUGGGCUGCCACCCAGAGUCAGACCCCCGCUGUUUCUUCCUGUCCUUUGCGAGUGAUCAAGAAGGAUCAGGUGUGAUGUUCGAACUCAGUGGGCCUGCUGAAGGUUACCUGUCCUUUGCCCUGUCUCUGGACAAAUGGAUGGGGAAUGAUGACGUCUAUCUGUGCGUGAAUGAUGGAGGCAGAGUUACCAUCAGUGCGGCUUAUGUCUCAGGCCGAACACCCCCUGAGCUGAUUACAGAGGAGGACCUGUGGGGUCGGGCGUGGAGGUUGGCUGAUGGGGUCAUCCAAUGUCGUUUCCAAAGAAACAUCCUCGUCCCUCAGGGGGGGAACCGGUUUAACUUAAACCAGAGCUACUUCCUGUUUCUUACACAUGGUAUAUCUCACCAGGGUGUAAUCCACAGACACCAACGGCAACCUCUGAUCUCCACCAAUCAGAAGGCGAUCACCGGAUAUCCGGAGGAUCUGGUUGGCUCCCGCUCCCCCCUGCUGCUCAAGUUCCAUGGUGUGUUAAUGCUGACUGUCUGGAUGUGGACAGUGAGCACAGCCAUCAUCAUUGCUCGCCACUACAAAGACUGCUGGCCUGACACAACUCUGCUGGGACAAAAGCUGUGGUUCCAGCUCCAUCGAACCAUGGCGGUGUUGGCUGUGGUCCUAACGGCUGUGGCCUUCACCCUGCCUUUCAUAUACAGGAUGGGAUGGAGCAAGCAUGCAGCCUCUCAUCCUUACAUCGGUUGCACCGUCAUGGCUCUGUCUGUCAUCCAGCUAAUUGUGGGAUUUCUCAGGCCAGCCCCGGAGUCCCCCAGGAGGAGGAUCUUCAACUGGGUGCACUUGGUAACUGGCACUGCUGGCCAGAUACUCGCUGUGGGGUGUGUGUUCCUGGGUGUUGCCCAGCAGACGCUGCCGUUACCCAGCCCCUGGUCUUCUGCAGUGCUGACUGGAUGGCUGCUGUGGAUCGUGCUGGCAGACCUGCUGCUCCAAAACCAUUCCUACAGACUGCGGAGUAGAGGAAACCACAACGGUGACGACAAAGAGAGCCUUUUGUUUGCUCAGUUGGAGAUGCAGCAGCAUAGAGAGGGAUCUAAAGUCAAGAAGAUGGUGCUAGUGGUGUUCGUAAUGGGAAACACAGGGUUCCUGGCUGCAUUUAUAAACACUAUUGCAAAUGUAUGAUUAACUACGAUAAUGUCUUGUAAAAUGUAUCUACAGUUUAUAUUUCUGUUAUUAAAGGACACUUUUCUUUCACUGCUAAUAUAAUAAUAACAAAUAGAAAAUUUCAGAAGUAAUUACUACUUUUUUUCUUUUUUUAUCUCUGGUGUAUCAUACUAUAAUGUUUAAUGUCUUGUACCAAUAUUCCAAUCUGUUCUUAAACUAGUUAACCUAUAUUUCUGUUACAUUAGCCCAGUUAACCCCUUGUGUUGUCUUCGGGUCAAAUUUGACCCGUUUUCUAAAUGUGUAUAUCAGAAAUAUGGGUUUCUUUUUAACGACCUCAUUUUGAUUACCCAAAAAUAACAUGGACGGAUGAAUCCACACAACACGCUUCAAAAGUACAACAGAAGAUCGGCUCUCUACUUUUAUUGAAUUUGGGGUGUUUUGUAAAAUUUUUUAGCAUUUGAAAAAGAAAUUGAAAUGUUUCGAAACAGUAUCCUGACUGAACGUUGACCCUUCUGUGAUUGUCCUUCCUUUAAUAUUAGUCUAAAUAAUUCAUCACGAAACUUGGGUCUUAUUUUUCUAGUUUUGUCCAUCGUUCUUAUCAAUAAUAACUCCGAGAUUUUUUUUUACACUUUGAAAAGAAGUUCAACAGGGUAGGAACCAAUAAAUCAGCCAACUUGUACUGUAUUCAGUAAACACAGGUGAAGAGGAAAGUUAUUACCAAAGCUGUCGUAAGCACCUAUCACAGUUUACAGCCGCUCAGCUGAAUGUGGAAAAAUGUCCAAAUUGUCUAUGCAAACAUAUGAUUCAACAUAUAUGAAGGACAAAGUUCCCAAUAAUAAAUAAAUGAUGAACAUGAA
Molecule: messenger RNA, 2834 nt
Organism: Perca fluviatilis (European perch)
Lineage: Eukaryota; Metazoa; Chordata; Actinopteri; Perciformes; Percidae
Product: putative ferric-chelate reductase 1
Molecular function (GO): oxidoreductase activity, acting on metal ions
Source: RefSeq, a predicted model, not a curated record